This is a messenger RNA of Aureobasidium musti, 1047 nucleotides long. NCBI's taxonomy places the organism in Eukaryota, Fungi, Ascomycota, Dothideomycetes, Dothideales, Saccotheciaceae. The record is from the annotation of a GenBank genome assembly.
AUGCUUCGUCUUUUCUCUAGAACUGCUCAAACAACUGUCAGAAGUGCAUUCAGACCCAACCCGACCCUUAGUACUAUUACCAAAGCAACCAUGAGCGGUAUGCUUCUUCAAUCGACUCAAUUGUGGCAGGACAUAUCUAACAUUUUUUGCANNGGAAAGGCAGAGAAUCCUCAGCUGAAGAACAGCGACCUCUUCGAUGUCUCGCACAUCACCGCCGUCGUCACUGGUGGCGGCACCGGUAUUGGUCUCAUGAUUACCCAAGCCCUUGUCACCAACGGAGCCAAGGUCUACAUCACCGGCAGAAGAAAGGAGAAGCUUGACAAGGCCAUUGAGCUGUACAGCACUGGUCCCGGAAGCAUCCACGCUCUUCCUGGUGACGUUAGCGACAAGGAAGACGUCAUUCGUCUUGCCAAAGAGAUGGAGUCAAAGGAGCCCAACGGUAUCCACUUGCUGGUCAACAAUGCUGGUAUCGCCAGAGACGACGACACCAAGUUCUCCUCCAACGGCCAGCCUGACAUGACUGAUGCUAAGGCCAUUUCGGAACACUUCCUGAAGACAAAGCCCGAGCAGUUUGCCGACACUUUCAAGACCAACGUUGCGGCUGUCUACUACAUGUCCAUGGCAUUCCUGCCUCUUCUGGCCAAGGGUCGCGAAGUUACCCCUGGCUACACCUCAAGCGUCGUCAAUGUGAGCUCCAUCAGUGGUGCCAUGAAAGGAUCCAGCAAUGGUCAGUUUGCAUAUGCUGCCUCCAAGGCCGCUGCCACUCACGUCAGCCGUAUGCUUGCAACCACCUUCAAGGACACCAAGGUCCGCUGCAAUGUCAUCGCUCCUGGUGUCUUCCCCAGUGAGAUGACUGCUGGUAGCUCUGGAGACGACAACAAGAGCAAGCUUGACAUGAAGCCCAGCAACCCUGCAGGCAGAUUUGGCUUCGACAGCGACAUGGCAGCCACCAUUCUCUUCCUCGCUGGCCGUGGAGGUGUCUUCUACAACGAGCAGAUCAUGUAUCCUGAUGGAGGAAACACUCUUGUCCAGCCUGCAUACAACUAA